Messenger RNA from Geosmithia morbida, 1554 nucleotides. Its product is annotated as FAD/FMN-containing dehydrogenase. NCBI's taxonomy places the organism in Eukaryota, Fungi, Ascomycota, Sordariomycetes, Hypocreales, Bionectriaceae. Gene Ontology annotation, molecular function: oxidoreductase activity; FAD binding. The record is from RefSeq and is a predicted model, not a curated record. The coding region runs from base 1 to 1554 and encodes 517 amino acids. The transcript has 6 exons.
AUGCCAUCCGCAGAUAUGUUCAGGGCAAAGAUCGUCGCUUCGGCGGUAGCACUACUCCCUCUUUCUCUCUUCUCGAGACCUGUUGCAGCUGUCCCUACGCCUCUGGAACGUAGCUCGACCGACAUCAGGUCCAUUCUGACUGACCCAAGCCGCGAUUGGUCUGCCGGAACUAUCUUGUCCUUCCCCAGCUCGCCUGCCUUUGCCAACGCAACCGAAAGGUGGUCCAUCUUCAGUCCACCCACAUACGAAGCUGCUAUUAGGCCAGGAACCGAGAGCGACAUCGUCCAAGUAAUCAAGCUUGCCAACAAUUCGGGGAUCCCGUUCUUGAGCCGGGGCUCUGGACACGGAUACGCUGAGAGCCUCGGCAACUUCCAGGGUGGAAUAUCUCUAGACCUGAGCCAGUGGAACUCUGUAGAGGUUGACUCUGCCGCUCAAACGUUGACUGUUGGCCCCGGCGCCAUCUACGACGAUAUUUUCGAUCCCCUGUACGACGCCGGGUUUUACAUGCAGACCGGCAGCUGCUCGUGCCCCUCCGUCAUCGGCGUUGCGCUCGGCGGUGGUGUUGGCCGUCUCAUGGUAGUUACGACGCAGGGCGAGCUCGGUCUCACCAUUGAUGCGCUGGAAUCUGUGCGUCUUGUCGGAGCCGAUGGGAUUGCCAAAACAGUUUCGGCCACCUCAUACCCAGACCUGUUCUGGGCGGUUCGUGGUGCAGGCGCCAAUUUCGGCGUCGUAACCUCGGCGACCUUCAAUGUGCAGACCUUGGCUAGCAACAACGAUGGAAACGUCUGGAUGGUGGACUUUCACCUGCCGGCAGAGAAGAGUCAAGAGUAUUUUGACAUAAUUCAGCAGAACUACAGCCCCAUGCCCACCAACCUGGCCGGCGUUGUGGUGUUGAAAUGGAACGCCACCUCGAACGCCACUGAGGUCGCUUCUGACUGGAUAUUCUACGGUACGGAGGAGGAGGGCCGCAAGGCACUGGCUCCCAUUCUCGAACUCGAUGCAUCCUUUUCUACGGCUGUGCUUCCGUGGAACAAGAUUACCGCUAUAAGCGGAGGAGGGUAUGACCCGCUCAACUGCCAGCCGAACAAGCCUCGCAACAACUUCAGCCUUAAUCAGAAGGCUUGGAAUGCCGAUACAUGGCAAGCCGGUUUCGAAAUGAUUGAGGAUUUCUUCGAGCAAGUCCCUGGCGGCAGAGACAGUCAGAUCUUGCUCGAGCUCUUCUCGAACGCAGCAACAGCCGCAGUCUCCGAAGACGAGACUUGCUGGCCGUGGAGGGAUACGUGGGGCUUCUUCCAGGUGCAAUUCUCCUAUGAGGCCGGAGAUACAGCCACGCAGGAUGCAGCCAACACGCUUGGUCCCAAAAUCCGCGACAAAUUCGCCGAGACCAGUGGUUAUUCUGAUCAGGUCGUCUUCCUCAACUAUGCUCGUGGAGAUGAGGCGCCUGAGAACAUUUAUGGAGCUGAUAAGCUACCUCGUCUGAUCGAGUUGAAGAAGAAGUACGACCCUCACAACCUCUUUUCUUUUCCCCAUCCCAUUCCGUCGUCCUAUCCGUGA